GCAUGGCAGGCUCUUGUUCAUUAUCCUUAUCCUGUCUUUAAAUUGCGUUAGUAGACUCUUUCGUCGACCCAAUCCUGCGGAAUUCUUGCUGCUAAAUGUCUAGUACGGUAUAGGCUAAAAGGAGUUGCCGGCCACGUGCUUUUAGAGCGCUGAAGGGUCUCGUGUCCGUAUAGGUCCUGCAUAGCACAGUUAAGUUGGUAUAAGGGAGAUGUUCCGCUUAAUGUCGCAAGGCAGUCUAUCAUAAAGUGAUUGCUUUCCAUUCGAUUUAUUCCUGCGGCUCGCCUCGGUCCAAGCUAGUGUCAAAAGUCAUGUGGGGCCCGCCACCCUCGUCUUCUCCCGUCAAUGACUACGAGCCCUUAGGGCCUCUUCUGGCCCCAUAGGUUAAAUAACGGCUCAGCGAAGAUGGGCUGUGCGGUGAGUGCACCACAACAUGUGGACAGGCUGCCAAUUAGGGCCCACUGCCGGACAGCCUUCUCACGAUGCUCAGCCACUGAGCGCGUAAAUGGAGAUACCUCUGAGAAAAGCAUACAGAACCAGACGGAGCAGGGUCAUGACGUCGUUCUAUGCUACCCCCUGGGAGGCACCGUGUUCGGCCUGGAGCUCCAGGCCCGCUUUGAAAAAAUGGAGUCUGCAUCGCUGUGGACACUGGAUCAUUUCCUGUCCGUGCCGGGAACACCAAUCGGAAUCUCCAAGUCCAUGUCCGGGGGUUCAAGGAACUCCGGUAGUGCGAAACCUGCUCUGGAGAUCAAGCCCGCUCCCGAGGCAGCAGCGGCCGCCAUGACAUCCAGCGCGGCGCUAUCCCGGGAGAUCCGCAUGUGCCGCCGCGGGGUGGUAGUGCUGAGCUGCCCGCUGCCAGCAUUGGAGGAAUGGGCGCAAGACGUCAGGCCGCUCAUCGCAGCAUCGGGGCCGCCUAUUAAAUACCUGUCCCAACACUCGACUGAGGCGCUUCACGAAGUAGAGCACCGGAUGCUGAUGGCGGCAGAGGCCCUUGCUAGUGCGAAAGCGGCAGCAACGGCGGCAGUUAGCAAGCAACAGGCACACCCGGAGGCGAAGAAGCCAGCUAGCCAGCCCCAGACACCGCCGCCGUCGGCAGCUGCGGAGGGCCGCAACGGCAGCUGCUUGGAUGGCGCCAUGUGGGCUCUACCGGUGCCGUCACGGCCGCCACUACUGUCGCCACAGCAGCAGCAGCAGACGGUGCAGUCAAUAUCGCAGCCAGUUGGAGCUGCUGUUGCCAUCAGUGUUGCUGCCCCGUCGCUUGACGCCUCGUCGUGCUCAGCCCGCGUUCCAAGCCCUUCUCCAUUUUCCUUAAUGGCACUGCAGGCGUCUGACUCAGAUAUCUGUCGGCGGGUAUCACAGCUCCUGGGCCCAUGGACCUGCGCCGGCACCGCAGGGACUGGCGUUGCCGGCUGCAGUACUACCCCAGUGGAGACGCUCGUGGUGUCACCCCCUCCCGCUUGUAGCGGUACAACGGCGGAGAGGACGGCUCUGCACCAGCAGCUGAGGUCGCCGCCGGGAUCUGCCGUUAGGCAACAGCAGCACCAACGCCACCCCUCAUGCCAGUGGCAAGAAACUAGCGGCAGCGCUCCGGAGCCGGGUUGCACAACGGAGGAUGGCGGACCCGGUGCCGCCACCGGCUGCGUCUCCGAGACUCGCUGCGUCCUGCGGUACAGAGAUCAGGGCUGGGCAACGCCGGUGGCAUUUGUGUGCGCGCAGCUGGAGAAUGAGCUAGGUCGGGCCAACGUUUGUGUGCAGGUGGCGACGCCCGCGUCGGCGGUCACCUCCACGCUAUCCUUAAGACGGCAAGCGUCUCCAGGGCUGGCAACGGGCAGUGCCGUGCGGUUGAGCUCGCAGUCGGUAGGCGGUGGAAGCAACAAGUGCCGGCAGCAACAAAGAACGGCAUUUGGGACCGUGGUUGCAGCUGUUGCGACGGUGCAGGGCUCCGAGCGCAGUACGGGCGAUGGCAGCCGCUGCUGCAGCGGCAGCCCUAGCUGUGGCCAGCGUACUGAGGUUGUGUCCGAGUCAACGUCAAGCGGUACCAGCGGCCGUACCACGCCGCCGAUCGCGCGCACGGAUGACGACCUGGAACCGUUUACAAGUCCGUCGGUAUACGACUGCACCACGCCGCUGCCAGAAGCAGCCAUGGCAACGGGCUCCUCCUCCAGUAAUGAGCGAUGGCCAAUCGGUGAGGUUGGAAACGGUUCAGCGGCGCCGCCAGACCUGCGACCGCGGGACGAGGAUCCGGAGCAGCGUCAGCCGCAAGGCACCAGCGAGCAUGGCGGUGACGGCGGAGCUGGAGCUGCUGCGUGCCUGGUUUAUUUUGUGACGCCGGGGUUGUUGGCACCGUUACGUUGCCUGGCCGAUGUGGGGGAAGGUCUGGCGCAGGGCCGCCGGAUACUGAUAGUGGUGCAUGGAGAGUGCAGCCAGCGGCUGCAGGACUAUGCCCCCGCAGGGAUGACGCCAGAGGCGUGGAAGAGCAUCAGGCGGCUGUGGCACCAGCGGCUGAUAUACGUCCCAGACUACCACAUACCAUUCUGUGCGCUGCUGAAGCAGGGCAUCACCGACGACCACCGUGCAACCCCACCGACGUGA
This is a messenger RNA of Volvox carteri f. nagariensis, 2589 nucleotides long. RefSeq lists its product as uncharacterized. The transcript has 5 exons. The record is from RefSeq and is a predicted model, not a curated record. Lineage: Eukaryota; Viridiplantae; Chlorophyta; Chlorophyceae; Chlamydomonadales; Volvocaceae. The coding region runs from base 403 to 2589 and encodes 728 amino acids.